CGGAUCAAGAAAUGAUGAUCAAAACAGAUAUUAUCAAGCAUGAAAGAAAUUGACAAAUGGCGGAAUUUCUAGAAAAGAAAGAACAUAUUUCACCCUCGUCGACCCGUUAUCCGCCUCUUCUCGGCUUUUUAGCUGCUUGCUUCUACCACAACACCACUCCGGGCCUCACCAGUUCUCGUCAUGGAAACUUCAAUGGCUCUUUUUCCCUCUUCUCCUUCUCCCUCUCUCCCCCCUAAAAAAUUUGAACCCAAAGUCGAAACCAUCAAACGAAGGCUUCUAAAGAAAGGCUUGGAACCAACGCCCAAAAUCAUUCACACCCUCCGCAAGAAAGAAAUUCAAAAACACAACCGCAAGCUGAACAAAAUUCGCCGCACCCAGCAACCGCCGCCGCUCACUGAAUCCGAAAAACAAGCCCUCGCCGAGGAAUCCCACUUUCUGACAGUGAAGCGCGAGUACAGAGACUUCACCAAGGCGGUAGAGCCGAGAGGAAGUGGGGUUCUUUUGGAGGGGAGGCCCUGGGAAAAGAUGGGUAAAGUUAAGCUAAGGGAGAUUUCUGGCCGCUGUAAAGAUUUCGACAGAGGGAAGCCGAAAAGGGAGAAUCUGAGGGAACUGAAGGAGAUAUUUGAGGGCAAUUUGAAGUGGGUGUUGGAUGAUGAUAUCGAUUUUGAAGACGAUGACUUUUCCAGGACUGAAAAUGAAACUAAUUUGGAACCCUCCAGGCGAAAGUGCAGUGAAGGGGAAACAAUCCAGUUUCUUGUUAACAAGUUGUGUCUUAAAGAGGUGACGACGGUGAAGGACUGGAAAUUAGCGAGGAUGAUGAAGCAGUCAGGAUUGCAAUUUACAGAAAGGCAGUUGUUGAAGAUUGUGGAUACAUUAGGAGCGAGAGGACAAUGGAAACAAGCUUUAGCAGUUGUUGAGUGGGUAUAUAAUGAUAAGGAUAGGAAAGAAUUCAUGAGCAGGUAUAACCCCUGGUGGUGAAUUCUGUUCGGCAUUGGAGUUCAGAGGUUAUUAUGAAGAGAAAAUCAUCGUCCUUUUUGUAGGUUUGUCUACACAAAAGUCUUGUCAGUACUUGGCAAGGCAAGGAGACCACAUGAAGCUCUUCACAUUUUCAACCUGAUGCGUGAAGAUUGCAACACAUACCCGGAUAUGGCUGCAUAUCACAGUAUUGCUGUUACACUUGGUCAAGCUGGUCUUCUGAAGGAAUUGAUGAAAGUUAUGGAAGUCAUGAGAGAGAAGCCUCCUAAAAGAGUUAGUAUUAUGCGGAAGAAGGAUUGGGACCUAUGCCUUGAACCUGAUUUGGUUAUAUAUAAUGCUGUGUUGAAUGCUUGUAUUCCAUCACAGCAGUGGAAGGGCGCCUCAUGGGUAUUUGAGCAGUUGAGAAAGGGUGGUCUAAAACCUAAUGGAGCAACAUAUGGGUUAGCAAUGGAGGUAAUCUUAGGAUCAUGCUAUCUAUAACUUCCUUUCAGUUAGGUUUAGGUGGAGCUAACAACAAGUUGGAUGUAGGGUGUCUUGCUGUAAAAGUAGAAGGCUAUAUAGCAGUAAUUCAAUCCUGUAAACAUUUACCAUCGUGUAGAAAUAGUCACCACAGUAAACCUAGAGUUCCAAAUCUAUCUGUAAGCCUCUGUGAAUUUUCCGUAUAACUUAGAUGCCAAACCAUUUGAGCCUCCCUUAGCUAUGAAUUUUAGAUGGAGUAAUGGAAGUUGAUAUCACCACAAUCCCACCCUUGUACUCUGAGACUUACAGGAAAAUACUUGUUGAAAGGUAAUGCUACGGUGUGGGAAAUAUGACUUGGUCCAUGAGUUCUUUAACAAGAUGAACAGAAGUGGACAAGCUCCAAAAGCUCUUACAUACAAAGUUCUAGUUAGAGCUUUUUGGGAGGAAGGUAAAGUAAAUGAAGCAGUGGAAUCGGUAAGAGAUAUGGAAGACAGAGGUGUGGUUGGAGUAGCAAGCGUGUAUUAUGAGCUAGCAUGUUGCCUUUGUCAUCACGGGAGGUGGCGAGAUGCCAUGCAUGAGGUUGACAAGAUUAGAAGGGUUCCCCAAAGUAAACCUAUGGAGUACACUUUCACGGGGAUGAUCCUAGCUGCCAUGGAUGGAGGACACAUCCAUGAUUGCAUAGCUAUUUUCGAGCAUAUGAAAUCUCAUUGUGUCCCUAACAUAGGGACCAUAAACACGAUGCUGAGAGUUUAUUGCCAAAAUGAUUUCUUCUCUGCGGCGAAGAGCUUGUAUGAAGAAAUUAAGAUCACCUAUGGUACUCAUUGCACACCAGAUGGAUACACUUACAGUGCUAUGCUUGAAGCAUCUGCCAACGCACUCGAGUGGGAAUACUUUGAGCAUGUGUACAGAGAGAUGGUAUUUUCUGGAUAUCAGUUAGAUCAAACAAAACACGAAUUGCUACUUGUGAAAGCUUCUAGAGCUGGGAAGGUGGGGGUUUCUUCUCAUGGACAUCUUUUGGAGCAUGCAUUCGACACGAUUUUGGAAGCAGGAGAAAUCCCUUCUCCACUUUACUUCAUUGAACUGGUAUGCCAAGCUGCAAGAGAUCAGAACUAUGAGAAAGCUGUUACACUUGCGAAUGCUGCCGCGUAUGCACCAUUCCAGAUCAGUGAAACCCAGUGGAAAGAUAUACUCAAGUCUUAUGGACGUAAGAUCAGUACGGACAGUUUACACAAGCUUUUAGCUGCAAUUAGUAAUUGCCAUCUUCCAUCAGAAGCCACCGUCUCAAACUUAUCAAAAGCAUUACGAGCUCUCUGUGGAAAUGAAACGUUUGGUUAUAUGGAUCCUAGUAGGCAGAAAGAGCUUUUGUAAGUACUAGUUUAGGGCACAAACACAUCUUAGAUUGUGGAACAAAAGAAACAACGUGGGAAUUGGCAUCCUCAUGAUUUCAGACCUAGUUGUGACCAGAAAUCAUGAUUUCUUCCUAAUGUAUGUAAUAUUAAUGUAAGAAAGAAAUGAUCAACUUUGGCUCUUUCAACUGAUCAACUCUGUCCCGUGCUCUUGGAAAGCACUAAACUCUUGGUGUCAAAAAAAUCUAUAUUAUUCAGAAUCCUUGAGUCACAGAUUUCUGUUCUCUAAAGGAUCACUAUAUCGUUGCAGAUUCAAUGUUGUUGCACCUUUGACAUAUACAACAUUUACAGUACAAGUCAACAUGGCUGGCAGUCGAGAUUUUGCUGCAAAAAUUACGAGGUUUACUUUUUGUGCUAAAACACCUAAAGCACCCAUCCAAGUCAUACUUCCAGUCAUCUGGAGUGACGUGCACAGAGUUUAAAUGCUUUCAAAGCUGCUUUUGCAAAAACUUGGCGAGCCUCUGCUUCAGCCUCUGCUCUAUCUGCCUCCCUAGUAGCCUUUUCGGCCUCAGCAAUAGCAGCCUCGGCUUCUGCAACUGCCUUAGCUGCAGCAUCCGCAGCCUCUUGGGCAGUCAUACCUUGUAUUCUCAAUAGGCCUU
Molecule: messenger RNA, 3439 nt
Organism: Linum tenue
Lineage: Eukaryota; Viridiplantae; Streptophyta; Magnoliopsida; Malpighiales; Linaceae
Source: the annotation of a GenBank genome assembly